AACCGAAGUCAAUUUAAAAGCGCAUUGACCUUUCUUGUGAGGGGUUUUCAGUUUAAAAUUGCCUGUCUACCUUGCAUUGCUCAUUUUUCAUUUACAACAGUCAAGUGACAAAGUACUCUAACGUUAACUAUGCCAACAACAUACAACUGUUCGGACCCUGAAACAGUGAAUAAGGCGUACUAUGUCGUGGACAAGUCGUACUAUGUUGACGGGGAUCAGGUGUAUUAUAUCUGCUAUGCCGACUAUUCCAUGAACGGGAGCCCCACCCUCACGUGUGACGGGGCCACGGGGAAUUGGACGGGGAACUACCCCAAGUGUAGCCUGACCACCACCACCGUCACCACCACGACCACCACCCAGCCCUCAGACGGUAACCUUGAGCUUUGAAUAUUGACCCCC
Molecule: messenger RNA, 399 nt
Organism: Magallana angulata
Lineage: Eukaryota; Metazoa; Mollusca; Bivalvia; Ostreida; Ostreidae
Product: seizure protein 6 homolog
Exons: 1
Coding region: 130-387 (85 amino acids)
Source: RefSeq, a predicted model, not a curated record